This is a messenger RNA of Homalodisca vitripennis (glassy-winged sharpshooter), 964 nucleotides long. RefSeq lists its product as uncharacterized. Bases 178 to 723 code for a protein of 181 amino acids. NCBI's taxonomy places the organism in Eukaryota, Metazoa, Arthropoda, Insecta, Hemiptera, Cicadellidae. Gene Ontology annotation, cellular component: lysosomal membrane. The transcript has 5 exons. The record is from RefSeq and is a predicted model, not a curated record.
UUACUGCUAUCAGUCAGUCACUAGUCAGUGUCUGCUCUGCUGAUGUAUGUUUGUGGGGAGGAAAUUUGUCAAAAUAAACUAUUUACCGAGAGGAGUAUCUUCUAAGGAGAUGACUUAAAUUGUUACAUUAAAAAAAUACUUGUAUUCUUUAUCAUCGUGUAAUUUGUAAUAAUAAUUAUGAAAGAAUUAUUGUAUUAUGUUGUCUUUUUCCUUGCAGUGAGUUACGUAAAGGCUCAAUCCUAUGAAGAUGCACGCUGUAAAUGUGUUUGUACUGUUGUCAACGGAACUCAAACUUACAAGAAGUUAUAUAUUGCCAAUGUACCUCCUAACAACGAUUGUGACGGGGUAAGCGUUCCAGUGGUGGAUAAUGAUAACAAAACCCAAGAGCUGUGCCCUCGAUGUGAAUGCAAGUACGAAAGUAGAAAUACAACCAUAAUCAAGGUUGUAGUUAUAAUUGUAAUCUGGAUCAUCUCUUUGCUUGUGAUCUACAUGCUGUUCUUGAUCUGCCUGGACCCACUUCUGAACAAGAGAGCUAAGAGCAGCUAUGUAGAGCAUACUAAUGAGGAUGAUGAAAGCGGUGGUGUCCCAGCUGGAUCCUCUCACCAGAUGGGAGUUAGAGGAGGCAAUGUUCUCAACAGAGUCGGGCACCAACAAGACAAGUGGAAGAAACAAGUCCGUGAGCAACGGAAAAAUAUUUAUGACCGACACACAAUGCUUAAUUAAUUGAAUACAUUUGUCUCAUGUUUAUUAAAGUAAGAUUUUAAUAAUAUUAAAUAUUAUAGCAUUUUAUUCCUUUGCACUUUUAAUUAAACACUUUUUUGUUAAAGUGGUUCAAUGUAAGUAUAUAGUUUUACCUAUAGUUUUAUAUUUCUGUAGAUACUAUGUUUGAAGGUUAUGUGUGAUUUUUUGUUGUUAAAUCAGUAUUGACGAUUUCUAUUAAAUAUAAUUCUAGUUGGAAAACGUU